UGGCCCCUGUCAGGUCAAGGCCGAAGCGUGCCGGAUCCAACACUCCUCGGCGCUGGCCGAAAGACGUCCAAAUAUCGUGGCCUCUGGGGCUGAAUGUCUGCAUGUGGAGGACGUGUAGGGCCGCUGAUGGAGCUGGAUGAUUCCAAUGUCUUCCAGACGGCGUCCUAGAGGUUGUGCUUGGCGAACUGGUCUCCACGGGGUCCCUGCCGGGGGAGACAGACGUCCUAGCCGUGUUCCGAAUUCAGAUUUAGCGAUAGACAUCACCCGACGCGGCGGGGAUUGCGACUGUGUUGUCGAUUUGGUGACAAGUGAGAAUCUCGGGCGUCUCGUUAUGCGGGCGUAUCCCGUCUACGGCGGAAGUCGUUGGCGAGGAAUAGGGGCGCUGCAUGGGAGGGCUGAGAAGGACUCUCUCAAGUGGUGCCCGAGUUCGCGCCAGUGGCCGGUGCGGAGCAACAAGCUUGUGACUCGGCCAGUGCUACACUUCGCCGCGGUUCAAGAGCUGUGGGCGACAAAUAACAGCUCUCCUGAGAAAGGGAGAAAGCUUUCUCUGGUUGAGUGGGGAGGGCCAGAUGAUGGAGGGCGAGGAGGGGACCACGGUGUGAGUCUGGCCCGGGUCAGACAGGAUACCGCAAUGUGAACCCCUUUCAGUGACGUCGGCGAACGGACAAGGGAUAUGUACAACAUUCAACGGCGUCCGUACGAUGGAGAAGCUCUCGGGGGCUUGCAGGCCUGUCCCGUCACCAGUCAGUCUCUUGUGACAUGGGGCGUGAGUGU
Molecule: messenger RNA, 774 nt
Organism: Parathielavia appendiculata
Lineage: Eukaryota; Fungi; Ascomycota; Sordariomycetes; Sordariales; Chaetomiaceae
Exons: 1
Coding region: 137-637 (166 amino acids)
Source: RefSeq, a predicted model, not a curated record